This is a messenger RNA of Pseudo-nitzschia multistriata, 2939 nucleotides long. The record is from the annotation of a GenBank genome assembly. Lineage: Eukaryota; Bacillariophyta; Bacillariophyceae; Bacillariales; Bacillariaceae.
GUCUACAAAGUGGUACAGACAGAGAAGUGCGCACCAAGGCAUCCAUCCAUCCAUCCACGGCAAAAGCCCCAAUCUCCGCUCCCCGCAGCAAACACAAACCAAAGACAGAAAGGCCCGAAGCGCAACAAAGACAAAGACCCGCAACGCAACGCAACGCAACGAUGGUGCGAAUGUCGGUACUGACCUUCGACCAGACCUUCGAAACGGCGAUCGCGGUUUCCGCGACGCUGAUCGUCCUGUCCGCGGCGUGGAUCAUCCGCGUCCUGAUCCAGAUCGAAAAGUCCAAGGCGGUCGCCCUGGCCUCCGUCCUGGAGGACGACGGAACCUCGGGAGACCUGGAAUUCGAGGAAUCGACGGCGGAAGCGGGGGCCAUCGAGAUGUCCCCCACCCGGACCAGCGGCCCCAAGGAGGASGACGCCGAGGCGGCKGGCGGGGCACCCYCGCCGCCGGCUUCCCCCGACGCAAAGCCGGUGAUCGCCAGGAAGGUCCGGCAGAGGCAGCGCCGCAUCACGUGGAUGUUCCUCAACGUCCAGCUCGCGAGCGUCGGGGUCCUCGUCCUGCUCACCUACCUGCUGCUGGUGGCCAGCAACGCCCCGGUCUUUCUGCGCAUGCUGGGCUCCAUCUGCGUCUUUGGCGUCUUUUUGCGCUACCAGAUCGGGGACGAGAUCCGUCGCCAGCGGGUCGACCGCAUCAUGCUCCUGCUCAGCCUCUUUCUGCUCAUUGCCAGCAUGCUCAGCACCCUCGUCUACAGCUUCAAGACCCUGUCGCAGGGAGAGAUCUACGAGGGACCCGCUCGCAUCGUGGGAUACGACCUGGAACAAUACAACAACACCARGCACGAUCCCACGACCCGRACGGACAUCGAGGUCAGCUGGGGCAAGGACUGGGGCUGUCCCAUGAGCGGCGGCAAGGUCUGCCAGGCAAAGAUCCAGGGGGCCCUGUGCCAGACACACCCCGACAAGGAACAGACCAAGCACAAGCCCCACUACGACAACACCCGGCGGCGACGCCGGAAGCAGCGAAGGCUCGAGGACGCCCAGAAGGAGGACAACGACAAGGAAAACGACAAUGACAACAAGGCCGACGACAAGGACAAGGCCGAGGAGAACGACAACGACCAGGAGGAGGCCGAAGAUAACCAAAAGGACGACGAGGACGAGGAAAUAGAGGAAGCACUCGAGGAGGACCUGGAGGACGAAGAAAAGUCCAACCAGGAGCUCCAGACCGARAACGAGAACCUGGCGGAACAAAACAAGGAACUCGAGAAAGAAAUCGAAGGUGAGUUUGCGUGCGUCUUGGCUGGUACYGGUUUGCAAAAGCGUUUGGCGGCAGUCUUUUCGGAAAUGAAAUCGGAAGCACCGUGCCUCACACUUGUCUCAAACGGUUGAUUGACUGACUGAUUCAUUUAUUCAUUCAUGGAUUCAUUUUUUCAUGGAUUCAUUCAUAUAUUCAUUGAUUGCCCUCCCAACAAAUUCCAGAACUCAAGGAAGAAAACGAGAUCGAGGACGAAGAAAACCAGUCUCUCGUGGACGARGAAAACUCGGAGAUGGACGAAAUGGCGGACGAGUACAACGAAGAUAUCAUGGUCGUGGAAGAGGAAAUGUACGAGGACGCCCAGGAUUACGAAGACGCCGAGUACAAAGAAGAWGAGGAAGCCCUGGAGGACAAGAUCGCGGCCGCAACCGACGACGACGUCAAGGACGACCUGAACGAAAAACUCGUUGAAGAGGAAAAAGAACAAGAAGAGUUGGACGAAGAAUACGAGGAGGUAAGCCCUUURUGUUGUUGGUGGCGGUGUUGGCUGCUGUUGGGUCGGGACAAGACGGGUGCAACGGUGUGGCCAACGGUCUGACCAAUGGUUUUAUUUUGUUUUGUUUUGUUUCCGUUUGAUGCAUGCUCCCUGCCAUUUYAGGACGAAGAACUCCUCGACGAAUAUGCGGACGAAUACGAAGAAGCUGCCGACGAGGAAUACGACGAGUUCCUAGACGAAGCGGACGAGACCGAUAACCUCGAAGCCGAAAAGGACGAGAAAAAAGAGGAAGCCGCAGAAACCGAGGCCGAGAUCAACGACAUGAAGUCGUCUUCAUCCUCCUCUUCGACCUCCUCCUCGUCAUCUUCAGGUACAGAUGGUAAGUGCAUCCCGUUGGGAAGACAAUCUUGAGGGCGGGGUGUUGUUUGCUAGCGAACGUUGCAGCUGACUCUUUGUAUUUGCCACUCGUUUUCCUGCUACCUAUAGAUGACGCAAACGAAAAAAUGGCGGAAGAGUUCUACGAAGAGGAGGAGGAAGCGAUCGAAGAAGAAUACGAAGAAGAAGWWUACGAAGAGGAGGAGGAAUGGUACUGGGACGAGUAUCCAGAAUACUACGACGACGAUUCUUACGAAGACGAUUAUUGGGUAAGCAUUUCUCUCGUUAGAAACACCAUGUAUAGGAGAUUGGCAUUGCAAUCUGUUUUAUCGAGAGCGGCUACGACGCGAGUUUAUCCUUUGCCUCAAUUUGUUUCGUUCCGUUCCGUUGCUUUGUCUUGCCUCCAGGAUUACGAUUGGGACAGCGUAUGGGGUGAUUACGCGUGCGAAGACUUGUUCGACUCGGACGUUGCGGGAAAAACGUACGACCUGAAUACGCCGGCCGGCGGCGACGACGAAUGGCCCUUUGUCAACAUCUACGGGAGCUGCAAAACCUGCGAGGCCUACAUUCUGGACUACUUUGCCGAAGAAGCCUUCGAAGAAACCCAGGAAUUCAAGCAGCAAGCAAUAGUCUACCUGGCGGGGGCCCUGGCGGGUUUUGUUUGGUCGCUCCUUUCCUACAUCAAGUACCGGGUCAUGCCGACGGCAGAGAACGAAAUUUCUCUCAUGGGAUUCGACGGAGGCGUCAUGGCAUGAGUUUUCUCCCAGCACCGUGUCCGGGUGUGACCGGUCGAAAUUCAAUUACAAGAUUACUG